This is a messenger RNA of Diversispora eburnea, 315 nucleotides long. The record is from the annotation of a GenBank genome assembly. Lineage: Eukaryota; Fungi; Glomeromycota; Glomeromycetes; Diversisporales; Diversisporaceae.
AUGACUAAAAGAUCGUUUUCUCAAACAAACAAUGAUAAUAAAAAUUCGACUCCUUUAAGGAGAUCAAAAAGAGAUGCGGCACCUCCAAAACGAUAUUCGUCCCCAUCACCACCACCAACUAAGAAAAGAGAUCGUCCAUUAAAGAGAGGGGCUGGACGGCCUCGAAAGAAUGUGGAUAAUGCAGUGCCACAAGUGGAAGUUAUGGAUACAUCCGAAUCCGAUAAUGAUUGUGAUCACAAUUUGGAUGUUCUCUUUCAUCCAAAUAGUCUCAUCAUGCUGGCAAAUGUGUCUGUUCAUGCCUGGCAACAAAUGGAA